Molecule: messenger RNA, 5920 nt
Organism: Carassius gibelio (silver crucian carp)
Lineage: Eukaryota; Metazoa; Chordata; Actinopteri; Cypriniformes; Cyprinidae
Product: lysine-specific demethylase 4A
Exons: 22
Coding region: 149-4603 (1484 amino acids)
Biological process (GO): chromatin remodeling
Cellular component (GO): nucleus
Molecular function (GO): histone H3K9 demethylase activity; histone H3K36 demethylase activity
Source: RefSeq, a predicted model, not a curated record
CUUUGUAAACAGUGUGUGCGCAUGCGCAGUCGUGUCGCACUCUAAUGGAGGACAUGUCUGAUCGGUAAUCGUCUUUUUCUGCGCUGUUUUUCUGAGUUGCGCCCUCAACACCCCUCAGCUGAGCCCGCGACACCCUCAAAGUGGCAGAAUGGCUUCGGACUCAGUCUCUCAAAGCUCCCAGAGUCCUGUCACCAGGAUCAUGACCUUUCACCCCACAAAAGAGGAGUUCAAAGACUUCAACAGAUACAUUGCAUAUAUGGAGUCGCAGGGGGCUCACAGAGCCGGCAUGGCUAAGGUGGUGCCACCAAAGGACUGGAAGCCCCGGCGCACGUACGAUGACAUUGAUGAUCUGGUGAUUCCCGCACCGAUUCAACAGGUGGUCACUGGCCAAUCAGGUCUCUUCACGCAGUACAACAUCCAGAAGAAGCCGAUGACCGUCCGCGAGUUUCGCAAAACUGCCAACACAGACAAGUUCUGUAAUCCCAGAUAUGCUGAUUUUGAUGAACUAGAGAGGAAAUAUUGGAAGAAUUUAACAUUCAAUCCACCUCUAUAUGGGGCAGAUGUCAGUGGAACCCUCUAUGAUCCAGACGUGACGGAGUGGAAUAUUGGCCGUCUGAACACUAUUUUAGACAUGGUGGAGAGAGAGAGUGGAAUCACAAUCAAAGGAGUCAACACUCCGUAUCUUUAUUUCGGGAUGUGGAAAAGCACGUUCGCCUGGCACACAGAGGACAUGGAUCUCUACAGCAUCAACUACCUUCACUUUGGAGAGCCCAAAUCCUGGUACAUUGUGCCUCCAGAACAUGGGAAGCGAUUAGAGCGUCUUGCUAAAGGAUUUUUUCCUGGAAGUGCCCAAAGUUGUGAAGCUUUCCUGCGCCACAAAAUGACAUUAAUUUCGCCGUCAAUUCUGAGGAAGUAUGGAAUACCCUUUGAGAAGGUCACACAGGAAGCAGGCCAGUUCAUUGUGUCCUUCCCCUUUGGAUAUCACGCUGGGUUUAACCAUGGCUUCAACUGUGCAGAAUCCACCAACUUCGCCACACAGCGCUGGAUCGAUUACGGAAAGCUGGCAACAUUAUGCUCCUGCCGGAAGGACAUGGUGAAGAUAUCCAUGGAUGUGUUUGUUCGCAAGUUCCAGCCAGAACGCUAUAAACUUUGGAAAGCAGGAAAGGACAGUGCACCAAUAGACCACUCAAAGCCCACGCCAGAGGCAGCAGAGUUCCUGACAGAUGGAAAGACGGAGAAAGAGACAGGAGAGCUCGGUGAUAGCAGCAAAGCAGAAACACAGGAGAAGAGAGGAGAAGCAGAGGCUGAAGAAGAGCUGAACGCAAACACGGAUGGUGGAGAGGAGGACAAAUCUGAUAUUUUGAAAAGGGAAACCGAUGGUGCGAAGGAGAAAGCAGAAGCAGAGAAAGGAGGUCUGGAGGUAGAGGAGAAGAAGCCUGUUCGGGAUGAAGAACCGAGCGGCACUUCACAGCAGAUCAACAGUAGUAGUCCAAAGCAGAAUGUGGGGCAGAAGCGGCUCAGACCCAGUCCUGACGAUGGAGCAAAAGAAGACGACAAUCAAGUGAAGUUAGAAGAAGAGGAGGAAUUUGAGAAGAAGAAAGCCAAACUCAGCCAGACUGAGACAGACGACAAGAAUGAACAAUCCAUCUCCACUGAACCAGGUGAUGUGCAAGCUGAGCAGACGAUGGGGACAGAAAUGCCCCCACCACAACAGAAAGAGAAUCAAGCCCCUCACUGCAUGGAGGUGGAGCUCUCGCCAUCAGACCCCACCUCCAGCAGUGACAUCACAAUGCAGCAAAGAGACAUCGUCCCUCCCUCUGAACCCUGCGACGUCACCUCAUCCUCAGAAUCCACAAACAGCAUCGCUGAUGAUGAGGCUCCAAACAGUGAUGUCACCUCUCAGUCCGAGCGUGUCACUCAAAGCUGUGAUGUCCAAAGCAAGACUGUUGACAUCAAUCAAAACGGUGACCUCACUGAUGCCCAGCAGAGUGAAGUCACAUCCCAUUCGUGUUCCACUGACAUCACACCUCUCAUAUCCGUAAUCAGCAGUAUCUCCUCUCUACAUGGCAUUAAUUCCGCCCAGAUCUGUGAUGUGUCUGCAGAACCUAGCGACAGCACGAUAAAUACCAUCAUUCAUAGUCCAAGUGAGCCAGGCAGUAACUCCUCCCACACCUAUGAUGGCCAACCAGAGCCCAGCGACAUCACGUUCAGCCAUAAACACGAACCCGCCAUUAACUCCACCCACACCUGUGAUGCCCGACCAAAACUCAGCAACAUGACCCUCAGCCCUAAACACAAACCCAAUGUUAACUCCACCCACAGCUGUGAUGUCAACACAGAACCCAGUGACAUCAGGGUCAGCGCUGAUCACGAAACCAGCAUUAGCUCCACCGACAGCUUUGAUGUUCAACCUGAACCCUCUGACAUUACCGUCAUUGCUGAACACGAACCUAGCAUUAGCUCCGCCCACAGCUGUGAUGUCCAACCAGAUCCCAGCGAUGACAACAUCAGUGCUGAACACCAAACUAGCAUUAGCUCCGCCCACAGCUGUGAUGUCCAACCAGAUCCCAGCGAUGACAACAUCAGUGCUGAACACGAAACCAGCAUUAGCUCCGCCCACAGCUGUGAUGUCCAACCAGAACCCACCGACAUUACCGUCAGUGCUGAACACGAACCUAGCAUUAGCUCCACCCACAGCUGUGAUGUCCAACCAGAUGCCAGCGACGACAACAUCAGCGCUGAUCACGAACCCAGCAUUAGCUCCGCCCCCUGCUGUGAUGUCCAACCAGAACCCAGUGAUGACCAUAUCAGUGCUGAUCAUGAACCCAGCAUUAGCUCCGCCCACAGCUGUGAUGUCCAACCAGAACCCACCGACAUUACCGUCAGUGCUGACCACAAACCUAGUAUUAGCUCCGCCCACAUGCAUGAUGUCAUCACUGAACCCAGCAGCAGCACCAUCAACCUUAAUCUCGGUGAGUCGCAGUGUAGCUCUGCGUCAGUGACCGGCAGCCAGGUGUGUCCACCUGCAGUCCAGCACAUCUUCCAGAGAACACUGAGCCCCGCGGAGGUCCUGCACGUCCACAGCUACGCUAAAGGAGAUUACAGCAAUUUUGAGCCACGCAUUCAGCAUGAGAGAGACCAAGACAGCGACUCUGAUAGCGAGUCUCAAGAGGACUGCAAGAAAGAAGAUGAACACCCAGUGGAAGCUCAGCACAGACUUCCCAGACUCCCCAGGCACCAUCCUCUGAUGAAGGACAGCAUCAGUGACGAAGAGCUGCAGGAUCAGGCUGCGUCCGAGGAGGACGGGCUGGACGGUGAGGCCUGGGCACGACCUUUGGCCCAAUUGUGGCAGAAUAGACCGUAUAAUCCAGAAAGAGAGAGAGAAUACAACAGAGAGAUGGGUCUGCGGCCUCCAUACUGCGCUGUGUGUGCGCUCUUCCAGGCACAUCAGCGGUCUGAAGGGGGCGAGAGCGAGCCGACCGUGGUGCUCCCCGGCGGUCAGAUGAGGACCAAGCCUCUGAUUCCAGAGAGAUGUUUCACCACCACCACCGAGGACAGCGCAGACGUCCAGCCGUCCACACCUCACCUGGAGGAGGACGGCACCAGUCUGCUCGUCAGCUGCUCCCUGUGCAGUGUCCGUGUGCACACUAGUUGUUACGGUGUGGCUCCAGUAAGAGUCUCCAAAGACUGGAAAUGUGCUCGCUGUAAAGCCAACGCUCUCGCCGAGAGUUGCUGUCUGUGUUCGUUGAGAGGUGGAGCAUUGCACAGAGCCAAUAAUGGCAAAUGGGUUCAUGUCCUGUGUGCGGUGGCAGUGCAGGAGGCUCGCUUUGUGAACAUCGCUGAACGAUCACCCGUGGAUCUCAGCGGCAUUCCCUUACAGAGAUUCAAGCUGAAAUGCUACUACUGCAAACGGCGAAUGAAGAAAACGUUGGGGUGUUGUGUGCAGUGUUCUCACGGUCGGUGUCCCACCUCAUAUCACCCGACCUGCGCACAGGCCGCCGGCGUCAUCAUGCACCCAGACGAUUGGCCCUUCGUCGUCUAUGUCACCUGUUGCCGCCACAAAGGGCCUGUACAAUCAGAGCGUAAUAAAGCAGCCAUGAGAGAGCUGGGCGUGGGUCAGAAGGUCAUAUGCAAACACAAAAAUGGACGCUACUACCAGUGUGAAGUCAUACAGCUGACAAAAGCCACAUUUUAUGAGGUCAACUUUGACGAUGGCUCCUUCAGUGAUAACCUUUUCCCAGAAGACAUUGUGAACCGAGACUGUGCUCAGCUGGGUCCGCCGCCGCAGGGGGAAGUGGUUCAGGUCAGAUGGACGGACGGUCUUGUCUAUGGAGCUAAGUUCGUGGCAUCUCGUGUCAUUCAGAUGUACCAGGUGGAGUUUGAGGAUGGAUCGCAGCUGACUGCUAAGAGAGAUGACGUCUACACACUAGACGAGGAGCUGCCCAAGAGAGUCAAAUCUCGUCUGUCGAAGGCAUCGGACAUGCGUUUUGAUGGCAUGUUUGGAGAGAAGAAGGUUCAGGAGAGCAAGAGACAGAGAGUGAUCAACUCCAGGUACAGAGGCGACUACAUCGAACCCGUCAUCUACCGAGCCAUCAUGGAGUAGCCCUCGAUGACCCAGCCUUCACCCGAAACCACCAGCGCUCAUCCAGCGUCUCCAGCACACCCUGCCAAUGUCAGUAGUGUUCAGUUCACAGGGGUCGGACGCCUGGAUGGGUUUGACCACUCCUCAGUCGACCAUCUAUUCUGAUAUAUGGGUCUGGAGUCGAGGCAGGGUGUUUCACAGUGUCUUUAUCAGAGAAUGCAGCUUUGUCAUUGGAUGUGACACCCUUUUAACCUCAGCGCUGUGAAACUGUGCCACAAACACUCUAGAAACACAUCAGCAUGAACAGCAGGUUCAUGGAGUCACUCCAAAUUACUUUCGUUUGAUACAGCAUAUUUGUAAUCUCCAUUUCAUAAAAUCUACUUUUAUCAAAUUGCAUUAAUUUAUUUGACUUAAUUGAGGGUGCUGUUUUUACCCGUAUUUUACAGAACGGAGGUGCCAUUGCCAUUUUAUGCAUGCAGAUCUCCUUUUUUAAGAUCUACACUGUCAUAAAUUGUGCAGUUGAGAUCCUGAAUAUUGUACAUUAUUUGGAACAUAAUGAAUUCAGUGUGUCUUAGAGUCAUUUUUUUUACAAGCCUAUUUAUUACUGGUGCUUUACAAAAGUCGAUUUUGCAGUAUGAGUUCCAGUGCUGUUGAAGUCUGACACGGAUAGGUGUGUUCUGGUUUUGUAAAGAGGACUGCGUAGAUACUGAAAUGCCAAGGAUCUUUCACAUAUUGCAUGUUUCACAGCUGUUCAAGCCCUGCCUUGUACUCUGGUUCAAUACACUUUCAUUCAGACGUUUCUAUUAAUGUAGCUUCUUACUGCUGUCCACAUUUUAUCAGAAGCCCCUACGGUUUUAAUAAGCUAUUUUUGCACUUCUCAGCUGUACUUUUAUGAACUGUCAUCUUUGUCCUUGCAGUAGCCAAGCUCUAGAGACCGAAAUGCAUUCAUGAAAGCUGAGGAGGAUGUUGUUAGGACUGUCUAGCUGACAGGAUUUGCAGAAAGGAAGGUUGCUGUAGUCCUUCAGUUGUUCGAAAGAUAGAUAGAUAGGGCUAAUCUUCACUAUAAAAAAAGAAAAAUAUAAAAGAUUUUUUUCUAUCAAGAAGCCUAUUUUAUUGCUUUGUUUUAUAAUACAUGUUUAAUGUUCAUAUACUGUGAGAUAGAGUUGUAUGUAGUUAAUUUAAGAAAUCUUGAGCUUUCGGCACGUUUCUUCUGCCUCUCGUGUUGCUUUCAAACAUGAGCCUCGUUCUCACUGCACUUCUGAAUGCAGAGGCUCUAGGACUUCCAUACAUGUAUUUUGUAAAAAUCAUUAAUGUGCAUCAGUAAAAGAUGUGAGCUGA